This is a messenger RNA of Penicillium odoratum, 426 nucleotides long. RefSeq lists its product as uncharacterized. The transcript has a single exon. The coding region runs from base 1 to 426 and encodes 141 amino acids. The record is from RefSeq and is a predicted model, not a curated record. NCBI's taxonomy places the organism in Eukaryota, Fungi, Ascomycota, Eurotiomycetes, Eurotiales, Aspergillaceae.
AUGUACCGUGGUAGUGCUUCUCUCAAAAUGCCGAAGGGAAGGAGAUUCAAAUUUCUUGUCCAACUUUCGUUCUCGCCCGGCAAGUUUGAAGUGGUGGGUUUCCAGAAAUCCGUGAUGCAGUUUUGCAAGAAGAAAACCGAAGGACCGUCACAGUGGCCUAUUGUCAUGGAUGACUCGAUCAAAUAUAUAUGGCCACACCUUGCCGCAGUCCCCAAUGCGUUCACUGCCGGUGGAUGGAUGGAUGCGAAGAUCAAGCACAGCCUGUUUUCAGAAUCGGCAGAGGGACUUCCACGGCCUUGCCUCGAAGAUCUUUGCCAGGCUUGCAUCAAGGAAAAAGAGAACACCAUCUCGACGAACCUUGGUCCUUCACCAUUGACAGACAAAGAGGGAGAGGUUUUGGCACAAACAGAGUCCGUGGAGAACUGA